This is a messenger RNA of Papilio machaon (common yellow swallowtail), 390 nucleotides long. RefSeq names its product 60S ribosomal protein L37a (gene RpL37A). The coding region runs from base 83 to 355 and encodes 90 amino acids. The transcript is spliced from 3 exons. Lineage: Eukaryota; Metazoa; Arthropoda; Insecta; Lepidoptera; Papilionidae. Gene Ontology annotation, cellular component: ribosome. The record is from RefSeq and is a predicted model, not a curated record. Gene Ontology annotation, biological process: translation. Gene Ontology annotation, molecular function: structural constituent of ribosome.
CUAUGGCUUUGCUAAGUGUCAAUGUCAAAAACUGUCAUUUCUCUUUUUCUGUCAACUGUUGUGUUAGGCAGGUUAUUUCACAAUGGCCAAACGUACGAAAAAGGUUGGAAUUACCGGUAAAUAUGGAACUCGUUAUGGAGCUUCAUUGCGUAAAAUGGUCAAAAAGAUGGAAGUGACACAACACGCAAAGUACACUUGCUCUUUCUGUGGAAAGGAUGCCAUGAAACGAUCUUGUGUGGGCAUCUGGUCAUGCAAACGCUGCAAGAGGACAGUGGCCGGCGGUGCAUGGGUCUUCUCUACCACAGCUGCGUCAUCCUGCCGUUCAGCAGUCAAGAGGUUACGUGAAGUCAAGUAAACACCUAGACUAAGUUAAUAAACAUUUAAAAACUA